GGUUAGUGAUAACCUGCUUUUUAGGAAGCGGCCCCAGAUAGAUAGCGUAUUCUGAAGUUGCUCCAAUAGCCAUGUCCUCGGAGACUCAGACGAGCGGCUGAAAUGCCUCCGGGAGCCGGGAGAAUAAGAAACGCGUCGUGGUGACGUGGGGGCCGCCACAUGUCUCCCACGACCGUUUAGCCGGUUAGAACAUAUGUUUUUUCUUAGCCAAGAAAGAAUAAGCUGUUUUACUGAACUUGACCUUACAAGCGGGUCCUAAAUUUUAUAUAAUUGUCCCGCGCUUUCUCUUGAAUAAAAGGCUAUGGUUUUAUUAGGAUACCAUGAGAAUUGAGUUGCUCCCAAGUAUUACUAUGCCGGUCACCCACAUUUCCAAAGGUUCAAGUAGGCCCGCGAAGCCCCAAAACAAACUUCGUCUGUAUAGCAUGCGCUUCUGCCCUUUUGCGGAGCGUCCACGACUUGUCCUUGCGGCAAAAGGCUUGGAUUACGAAUGUGUGAAUGUGAAUUUGAAGAGUAAACCAGAAUGGUUUCAAACGCAUCCCGAUUGCGAGGGCAAGGUUCCCACUCUGGAAACAAUGGACGGAAAACUGAUCCCGGAAUCAGUUAUCAUUUGCGAAUUUCUUGAGGACUACUACCGAAAGAUCCCACUGUACCCCUGCGAUCCCUACGCAAAAAGCAGACAAAAACUCCUCGCUCAGAGAUUUGACAAGGUGAUGCCGAGCUAUUUCCGCCUGUUGAAUGGGACGGGAGAUGCAGAGGAGAAUGUGCAGCAGCUGACAAAACACUUCCAGACCUACGAACAAGAGCUUGACAGCAACACGGUUUUCUUUGGAGGAGAAAAGCCGGGAAUGUUGGAUUACCUUUUAUGGCCAUUCUUCGGACGCCUUCCGACAGCCGAACACGAGUUUCCGAUAAACGCCGAGAAUCUACCGAAGCUUUCAGCGUGGUUCAGCGCCAUGCGCGAGGAUCCGGCGGUCAUAAAAGUGUCGAUCAGUGACGAGCUCCUCCGCAGAUAUGCGAGGAACAUGGAUAAAGAGGAGGCACAGUUGUACGAAUGACCUCCCUUCUGAGCAGCUUUCUCUCAAAAUAUUUUAUAAUAUAUAGCUAGGAUAAGCCUUUUUUAAAGCCUCAAAAAGCUUAUUUUUACAAGGAAUAUUAGUCAGAGACGGAUAGGGAGCGGUGACGGCUAAGAGAGCGGAGACGGAUAGGGAGCGGAGACGGCUAAGGGAGCGGAGACAGAUAGGGAGCAGGGUUGUGGUUUGCUUACCGUUGAAUUAAAUCUGCCAAGAACGCCCUUGGUACCACCCUGA
Nematostella vectensis (starlet sea anemone) is the source of this 1307-nucleotide messenger RNA. Its product is annotated as glutathione S-transferase omega-1. Lineage: Eukaryota; Metazoa; Cnidaria; Anthozoa; Actiniaria; Edwardsiidae. Gene Ontology annotation, biological process: glutathione metabolic process. Gene Ontology annotation, cellular component: cytoplasm. The record is from RefSeq and is a predicted model, not a curated record. The transcript has 5 exons. The coding region runs from base 321 to 1055 and encodes 244 amino acids. Gene Ontology annotation, molecular function: glutathione dehydrogenase (ascorbate) activity; glutathione transferase activity.